Molecule: messenger RNA, 1863 nt
Organism: Thunnus maccoyii (southern bluefin tuna)
Lineage: Eukaryota; Metazoa; Chordata; Actinopteri; Scombriformes; Scombridae
Gene: tomm40
Product: translocase of outer mitochondrial membrane 40 homolog (yeast)
Exons: 9
Coding region: 470-1492 (340 amino acids)
Biological process (GO): protein import into mitochondrial matrix
Cellular component (GO): mitochondrial outer membrane translocase complex; mitochondrial outer membrane
Molecular function (GO): transmembrane protein transporter activity
Source: RefSeq, a predicted model, not a curated record
AAGAGGACCGUCGACAGUAUCGAUGCGCUCCCCAUCGUAUUCUGAAUUACUGUGAUUUCCAAAUGAACGCGGACAGAUCUCGUGGUCGUCUCCACAUGGCUACCUAGCAAGCUAGCUAACCAACCAAGGCUGCUAGCUUGCAUUAGCUUCAUAGGUUAAAUAACGAUACUGUUAGCGAAUAGUUUUGCCGGCUGCUGGCUUAUCUCCAAACGUGACCUCUGUAGCAAACCACAACCUUGCAGCUCGGUGUCACUUGUGGUUAUCUAGAUUUCUAAACCACUGUAAUAUCGUUGUUAUGUCGAGAGACUGGCUAAACUGGGCCUUAUAGAUGCAACCAACCUGCUGGACGGCCAGGACAGUAACCAGGUUAAUGGUAGCCUAAUGCAUGCAAGUGUGCUAACGUUUUAGGAGCUAGCUGUGCCCUAGUGCAUUGAAUUACUCUUGAGAAAAUCUGUUAAACACUCAGAGUAUGGGCAGUGUGUUGGCUGCCGCCUCCCCCAGUCCGGCACCAGCCGCAGCUGGAGGUGGUCAAGGGGUCCCAGGGUUGGUGUCCGUCCCUCCAGGGUUCACCAUGCCCCCAGUGUCUUCCGUCCCUCCAGCAUCUGACCAGCAGACAGCAGAUGCGGAUUCCUCACUCCCAAACCCAGGCACAUAUGAAGAGUGUCACCGCAAAUGUAAAGAGGUGUUCCCUCUGCAGAUGGAAGGGGUGCGGUUAGUGGUCAACAAGGGCCUGAGUAACCACUUUCAGGUCAGCCAUACGGUUACCCUCAGUACCCUGGCUGAUUCUGGUUAUCGAUUUGGUGCCACCUACGUAGGCAGUAAACAGACUGGACCAACAGAGUCAUUCCCAGUCAUGGUCGGAGAUAUGGACAAUACUGGCAGUCUGAAUGCCCAGAUCAUCCACCAGCUUACGACGGCUGUGCGCUCCAAAAUAGCCAUCCAGACUCAGCAGCAUAAGUUUGUGAAUUGGCAGUGUGACAUGGAGUACCGUGGUGAAAACUUCACCUCCGCUGUGACACUCGGAAACCCAGACAUACUUGUUGGAUCUGGCAUUUUGGUGGCCCACUAUCUCCAGUCUAUCACACCAUCGCUGGCUCUGGGUGGUGAGCUAGUAUACCACAAGAGACCAGGGGAGGAAGGAACUGUCACCUCCCUCUUGGGCAGGUACACAGGUGACAACUAUGUAGCUACAUUGACUUUGGGAGGAGCAGGAGCCCAUGCUACAUACUAUCACAAAGCCAAUGAUCAGUUGCAGGUAGGAGUUGAAUUUGAAGCCAGCACAAGGAUGCAAGACACCACAACAUCUUUUGGUUACCAGCUGGAUGUUCCCAAAGCUAACUUGCUCUUUAAAGGUACGGUUGACAGUAAUUGGGUGGUUGGGGCAACCCUUGAAAAGAAGCUGUUGCCAUUGCCUCUCACACUGGCCCUAGGGGCUUUCCUCAACCACCGCAAGAACAAGUUCCAGUGUGGCUUCAGUGUCACCAUUGGCUAGAAGAGCUGGAGCUGCCUGGAGCCAGCUCGCAGGCCACAGCUUGGACCGGCACACAGACACACAGGAACCUGGACUGAGUUUUAGAAAUUGGAUUCAGAGACUCUCUUACAACUGUGAUUUCUGGGACAUACAGAGAGACAAAGACAAAUACCAAGGAGCCAGGACUGGCCAAGCCAUGCCUACAUUCUGUAGCACAAAUGUCUUUCCUUUAUGGUGUAUUGGAAUAUACCCAGAGGCUAGAGAGAUGUAUAUCAGAAGGCAUCAGGUGAUGCAUGAGAACAUGUGAUGUUAAAAUCAAAAGUAAGUGGUUAGACAUAAUAUAUGGUGAUCAUGUAUGAUGGAUUGAAAUAAAUGUGAUUACGUUUUGUACA